This is a messenger RNA of Gamsiella multidivaricata, 781 nucleotides long. RefSeq lists its product as uncharacterized. The record is from RefSeq and is a predicted model, not a curated record. Lineage: Eukaryota; Fungi; Mortierellomycota; Mortierellomycetes; Mortierellales; Mortierellaceae. The annotation marks the transcript as partial. The transcript has 3 exons.
UGGAAAGAAGACUCUGGUUCAGGAACCAGACCGUUUAUUCUUUUAUUCUGGGGCGGUGUUCUUUCCCGUGAUCCAAUAUCAACUUUGCGAGGCCAACCGAAUGAUUCUCAUUUACUAUACCACAGAGUCCAUUUGCAUAGGUCGAUCGAACUGGGAAAGCCCUCCGCGAUCAACAGGAGUUCGUUGUGGUUAUGGUUGGCCAUUCAUAUUUUUGCACCUGCCUCUUGCUGCAAAACACGGAGAUUGUGUGCAGGUACUUCUUUUGCGUGAUGUAAGGAGACAGCAGGUGCGAGUAUUUGAUCAGCCUCGUUCUCAAGCGCUGGUUCAAGGAGCAGUGACAGGAUCUCGAAGGUUUCGAGACGAAAGUUGGUUCAAAGCUCCUAGUCGCCUACCCGCAUCACAUCGCCUCCACCAGGAUCGAGGGUCACCCCACCAGGACCGAGGACCACCCCACCAGCACCUGUACGAAAAUUGUGCACACCUUGUUCUCUACAGGAUCCUCGGCACCAUAGCUAAGGAAGGAGAAGCGACUGAGGAUAAAGCGGGACGCAGAUGCAAUGCAAACGCUCAACAACCUCUCAAUCCCGCUGAAACGGAGACGGGACUCAUAGAGCUACAGGACGCAUCUGACAACGAAGCAGGUCUUGGUGUCACCAAAGACCCACUUGUGGUGAAGCCGAAGGGGCGUCCAAGAGCCAAACGUAUCAAGAGCAGCAGUGAGAUGUCGCGACCAUCCAAAAAAUUCCAUCCUGCUGAAACAGACCUUGAACAAUAAACGAGU